This is a messenger RNA of Trypanosoma cruzi, 2085 nucleotides long. RefSeq names its product pumilio-repeat, RNA-binding protein, putative. The coding region runs from base 1 to 2085 and encodes 694 amino acids. The record is from RefSeq and is a predicted model, not a curated record. The transcript has a single exon. Lineage: Eukaryota; Euglenozoa; Kinetoplastea; Trypanosomatida; Trypanosomatidae. Gene Ontology annotation, cellular component: cytoplasm. Gene Ontology annotation, molecular function: mRNA binding. Gene Ontology annotation, biological process: post-transcriptional regulation of gene expression.
AUGGGCAAGAAGGCAAACUUUGAGCGUGCACACCAGCGUCAGGUGCAACACACACGAGAACAGCGCAAGCGGAAGGUUGCUGCUGCCAGGGCGUUGCGAAUUGGCGAGGAUACCAAUGGGAGACGCAUUCAGCGCAAUUCUCUGCCCAGGGUCCGUCUGUCCGAUGAAAAGAAGGCGAUGCUCGUGGAACAGUUCACGCAGGCGUGUCGGCUUCCCGCCACUUCUGAGGAUCUUUGUAUGCUGCUGCGUUCGGCGUGUGGGGAAAAAACCCAAGACGAUGCUUCUCGCAAGCGACGGCGCGAGGAAACGACGAUGGAUGGAUCCAAUUUGGGCACCAUUGUGGAUGCAUUUCUGCAAUUGGGCCAUCAGGCCGCCAUCACGACGGAUGAAAGUGAUGAAGAUGAGCCCAUGACUCUACUCGAGGAUGUCCUUCAAGAUGAGUGUGGGGGCCGUGUGGUGUGUGCCUUGAUAGCCGCCCUGGACACCUCCAAAAAUGACAAGAAGCCAAUGGUGCUAGAUGCCGUGACCAAACUGUUCGAGGAGAAUGAGACCCUCCAUGAACAUUAUGUCGCUUGUAAAGUGAUGAGUUCGCUGGUUCAAUAUGGCGACCGUGAGGUACAAGAAAGAGUUCUCCAUGUGUUGCAGCAACAUGCCAAAACAGUGGAUCAGCUGCAGGCGCAACUCCGCAAUCGUCACUCGGCUGUAACGAUCCAACAUCUCAUUGAGCAUUUCCCCAACGAGACUUUGGCGUGGUUGGGUGAAACACUCGGUGUCACGGAGCUUUUGGCUGGAAAAAAAGUGGCAAAAAAGAAGAGGAUGAAUAAAACGAACCAUGACGAAUGCGACCGCCGCGGUACUCUGCUUCUGUUGAUACUGGAUCCCGUGGCUUCUCCAAUUAUUCGAGCGCUUAUUUCUCGCUCUGUCAACACUUCCGCCUUCUUGGAGAAUAUGGAUCUUGUAAUGCUUCUUGAGACAAAAAGGGGUUGUAAGUUCUUGCAGGAUAUUUUGUCCCCUGCGUUGCCGAAGUGGAAUUCUGAGGGGGAGGCGACUGUGACCUUGGAUGUCGUCAUGAAAUCCUGUGAGACCAAGCUUCUUGAGAUGUGCACAUCCAUUGAUGCCAACUUUGUUGUGCAGGCUAUCAUUGGCCUUAUUCCGCGUACAGAGAAGGCGUCGACGGAUAGAUAUUUUAAACAGCUUUUGAAAGUAUUGGGACCCCAUCUUUCUUCUUUGGCGACACAUUACAUUGGUGUGCAUGUGGUAGUGGCACUUGUCGUCUCGUCUCACUUGACUCCUAUGGGAGACAUGGUGGAGGAAAUUGCGGGGACAAUAAUAACAGGAAAUAAUGUGGCUGAUAUGCUUUGUGACUCCAAUGGUAGUUUGGUUGUACGGAAGCUUCUGCCAUGGUGUACAAGAAAAGGAUCUAAAGUGGGACAGAUGCUUCUUAAAGCCAUUAAUCAAGACAUGAGUUCCUUGAUGUAUGAUGCCAUUGGAAAUUUAACGCUACAAGAAUAUAUUAAGGUUUGUGGGGGAGAGGAAAUUGCUCGCAAGCUGUGCAAGAGUGAUGAGCUUCUGAGUAUGUGUCAGCAUACGUACGCAUCUCAUGUUGUCGGAUCUCUUUUUGAAAAUGUGGGAGCGACGACGCAUACAAAUCUCUGUCAUGCACUUCGGCCACAUGUUUUGACAUUGUCCAGGCAUUUGAAUGGACGUUUCAUUGUUGAGAAGGCAAUUCAUGCAAAUCGUGACAUCUGCGAUCUUCUCCUUCGUCAUUUUAUGGAACUGGCGUGUGAAAAGGGGACACAGCAUGUGUUGUGUACGUUGAUGUUGAAUUCGGACCAACGUGGCAAGGAGUGGGUUGUGAAUACGGUUAUAUCUGGCCUCGUCGAUCUUGCCACGCAGCAGUGUGGCUCCAUUGUGCUGCAAAAACUGAUGUUGGCUGAUGCGCUGCUGCUCGCUGCCGUGAAGAAGGAGCUGGCGCAGAAGCCGCGACUGCGAAACAAUCUCGCUCAGAACUUUUUUGGCAAGUUUGUGGUGCAAAUAACUGAUGCUGCGGGUGAGCAAGGUUCCCCUCUUUUCCCGAAGGCUUAA